AAGCAUGCCCUCCCAUUUCUUUCUUUAUUCUUUCUCAUUCGACGACUAGGUGAUUUUUACAAAAGCAACCGCCCCAAAACACACACAAUUCCCUCCAUUCAACUUCACCAUUUCUUUCCUCCCGUACCCACCACUUUAUAUAUAUAUAUAUAUGUAUGUAUGUAUAGAUAUAUACAUAUGCAUAUCUCUCUCAUUCUUCAAAAGCCAUAGUAAUGGAUUGGUUCUCUUGGUUGUCCAAAGCAGGCCUUGAGCCUUCCCUCGUCUAUGAGUAUGGCCUUGCUUUUGCCAACAACGAGCUCGAACAAGAUGACAUACCUUACUUCAACCAUGAGUUUCUUCAAAGCAUGGGCAUAUCCAUAGCCAAACACAGGCUUGAGAUUCUCAAGCUUGCCAGGAAGGAGAAACCAUCCACACCAAAACCUAUUUCCAGGCUUCUUCUGGCCAUUAAGAGUUCAAAGAGGUGUCUAACCAGCUAUAUCAGAGCUUGGGUUCGUCGCGAAGAAUCAGCUCUUAUAGUUGUUCCAAAGGGUGUUGCGAGAACUGGUAGUUAUGGCAGCAGAUGGAAAGGAGCUAUGUUGAAGAGGAACAAGACACUGAUGGUGAACAAGCAAGGGAGAUUGUUGCUGACAAAUGGGAAUACUCCUUUGGUGGGUUUAGGGUCUAGAGUUAACAGCUUUUCAAGUCCUCUGAUUUAUGAUCAAAAAGAUCAGGAAAAGAUUGAUAAUGAUGAUCAUGGCUGCUACUGGUCAACUCCCAGCAUUGAGGAGAUCAAGUGGGAUACAAUGUUCCAGGAUUUGAAACCUACAUGAAGCAUGACUGUCUUGGCUCCGGCUUUCUUUAACCAAGGGGGCAGGAGUAUCAUUCAGCCGUAUUAAAAUUUGAUUUGACAGAUCAACUUUGUUUUCUCCACAACCAGGUGCAAUCUAAACAUAUUUACUGUAGUUUAAUUCUUUUUUUUUUUUUGUCAACAAUAUAAAUUUAGAAAUAAUUGCUGUUAACUUUGAUGGGAAAAUUAUACUCUUUGGGCAUUUUAUUUUGGAACUUUUGUUGAGAGAAAAGAGCUAUUUAAGAUUCUUGAUGGUUCAUAACAAGAACCUGAGAAGGAAAAAGAGAAAAUCAAAUGAAAAUCUCAUAAUGCUGGAGUUAUAACAUGGAUUUUAAACUCUAUGGAAAAGGAAAUUGAUCUCAAUUUACAGUAUUUUAAAACAGCACCUGAAAUUUGGAGACAUUUUGAAAUAAUAUGUUCCCAAAGUAAUCAGGCUAGGUGGUUCGAUUGAAUAUGAAAUUACUAUGUUCAAGAUGGUAAAAAUAUUCAAAAUUUAUUCUGGGUAUUGACUUUAUAGAAUGAAUAAGUUAUGAUAUCUGCUAGUCUUAGCGUUUCUUCCGAUGACAGGAUAACCUCUUCCCACUGCUUGUUAGAAGUUUGAAAACAAAGAAUAAUAUGCAGUGAUGGGGACAUAUAUUCCUAAAGGAGAAAGAAAGCAGGUUGAGGUAAAGCACUUGUUAAGUAUGAAAUAAACAUGAAGUCUGCAGCAUAGAAAAAGCACACCUUUCUUGUGUUGUAUGUAUGAGAAGUUUAGUUUACAGUCUUGAAUUUUUAUUGAUCUACAUAUGUUCAUUUAUUGAAUCUCGUCUGCCAUGGAAAUUA
This is a messenger RNA of Carica papaya (papaya), 1648 nucleotides long. Its product is annotated as Sterile alpha motif (SAM) domain-containing protein. NCBI's taxonomy places the organism in Eukaryota, Viridiplantae, Streptophyta, Magnoliopsida, Brassicales, Caricaceae. The record is from RefSeq and is a predicted model, not a curated record. Gene Ontology annotation, molecular function: protein binding.